Molecule: messenger RNA, 3535 nt
Organism: Thecamonas trahens ATCC 50062
Lineage: Eukaryota; Apusomonadida; Apusomonadidae
Exons: 1
Coding region: 1-3396 (1131 amino acids)
Molecular function (GO): nucleic acid binding
Source: RefSeq, a predicted model, not a curated record
AUGGCAACGGACCGGACACUGCUAGUGUAUGGGCUGCACUUUGAGGAGUGGUGCGGCGAGCUGGCGGACGUCCUCGCGCUCUACGGCGAGCACGUGCUGACGGUCCGGGACUCGCUGGCCGAGGUCAUCUUCCCCACUCGGCCCAUUGCGCUGCAGGCGCUCAACGAGCUCAACGGCGCCGCCAUCAACUCACACGUUAUCAACCUUCGCUGGGCCCAGCCGCUCUCAUCGCUCUCGGCCUCUAUCAUCCAUGCCAUGGACGGCUCAGCCUACACUGCAGGCGCCAAGGACAAGCUGACGCUCCCGCCGACGUCGGCCACUUCUCGCGCAGGCGCGACCGAUGCGGGUGAUGCCACAGACUCACUGAAUGGACCGACUUGGGUCGAGCGCAAGUCGGUCUCAGCGCCGAACACUCCGCCGAACGAGCUGAUGGCGGCGCCCGGCUUGGAAAGCGCGCUCGACUGCGACGUGACACCGCCGCGCCCGCUGGCACUGGCCGGCCGGGCGGCGUCGGUCGACAUGGCGCUUGUCGGCUCGCCGUCAGACAUCGAGGUGCUGGAUCUCGGCGAGCUCCUCGGCGACGCCCUGCCGCAGAUCACGCUCGAGGUCGACGACACCCAUCGGGUCGCCGGCAAGCAUGCACUCGACGAUCAGCUGCCGUACCUGCUUGCGCAGCUGCGCUCGGCGCCAGACGCGGCGUCCCUCGGCCGACUGCUGGACUGGAUCCUCGAGCUCCGCGACCUGCCGCUGGCCGAAGCACGCCCGGCCAUCGCCGCCUUUAUCGAUCUAUGCGGCACCGCGCUCCUUCUCGACCUCCUCCGCGACAUGAGCACCAGUGCUCGCUCGCUGCGGCGGGCCAAAGCCGCGCUCACGCUUCCUGAAGACGAGCUCUAUCGACUGUACGAGGUGGAAGACUCGGAGGUUGUGGUCGUCGAAGCUCUGCUGGCGCUCAUCGACGUCGAUCCUGACGAGGCCGCGCUCACCGCUAUCAUUGGGCCCGAGGGCACCGGCCUCUGGGAGGUCAUGUCUGCUUUUGUCUCUCCCGACCUUGACUUGCAGGGCAAAAUCCUGCAGCUCAUGUGCUGGGUGGCCGACGCCGGACCGGCCGGGCACGCCGCCGCACGAUCGGCGCUCGCCUACUUUGAGUCGCAGCUCCAUGACUCGGCAGCCAUGCGACUGACGCAGACGCUGCACCCGGAUCCAGACGCCCCACUCGACUCGCUCCGCUCGCACUACCUGGUCCAGGUCAUGGCGCUCACUCUCAUCAACACCCUCCUCGAUGGCAUUCCCGAUCUCGCGCCACGCACUGCCUAUCGUGCCGUCUUCCUCGACCUCGACUUUGAUAGCGUCAUUGCGGCCAUGGAAGCUGCUCUCGACGCCCGCUCGCCCGCCGCCGCUGCUGCGCUCUCCAUCGACCCGGCCCUUCUCUCCGCCCAGAUCGCCCGCUUUCGUGCCUCGGCCGAUGCCGACGCCGCCGCCGCCGCCAUCCGCGGCGUCGAUCUGGCCGACCCGCUCGCCCUCGCCAAGCACAUUUGCGCUGUCUACUCGGAGAGCCACGCCGCCCGCGACCACCUUGCCGCCCUCCUCCGAGCCCUUGCCGCCGCCCACCAUGACGCGCCGUCGUCAUCCGCCAUCAGUCUCCUCUACGGCCGCCUCCUCGCGGUCUGCGCCGGCUCAGAUCUCGAGCCACCCGCGCCGGCUCCGUCCCGCCCCGCUGUGGCGGCGCCGGCAGCCCCGCCCCCGAAUCUGACGCCGCGGGUGCCGCCCCCACUGGCCGUCUCGCCGCCCUCGCCCACGCCACCACUGCCAUCGGAGGCGAAAACUGGUGAGCAAGCGACAGACGCCGCGCCGCCACCUGCUGCGCCUGUGCCGACAGCGGCUCCACCGAGUGGCGCGCCGCCGCCACCGCCACCACCUCCACCGCCACCGCCGACUGGCUCCGGCAUUCCGCCGCCGCCGCCACCACCGGGCCCCGGACCGCCAUCGGCUGGCUGCGGCGUCCCCCCGCCACCGCCGCCACCCGGCAGAGCCUCGGUCCGCAACUCCAAGCACGUUCUCAAGUCGCUCUACUGGCGCAAGCUCAACCCGCGGACAGCGGCUGGCACCGUCUUUGCGCAGCUCGGGUCGGCCGAGACGGACGCGCUCGGCAUUGAUGUGACCGAACUCGAAGUCGCGUUUGCACGCGACGCAAACGCCGCGUCAGGCAAAGCCGCAGCCGUCGCGGACAGUGCCACUGCCCCCGCCGCAUCCAAGCGGCCGUCGCUGCUGCAGUCUCAGCGUGCGACCAACGUCGAGAUCUGUAUGGCCAAGAUGCCCCACUCGGCCGACGAGCUCGUUGCAGCCGUGGCUGAGCUCGACGUCGCUGUCCUCACGCCACAAGUCACUGAAACGUUGCUCAAGACACUACUUCCGACCGAGGAGGAGCUGCCGAUCCUGCGUGGCUACGCUGGCGACCACGAGCUGCUCACGCCCGGCGAUGCGCUGGCGGUAGCUCUUGCGAGCAUUCCACGCGCCCGCGAGGCGGUCUCGGCCCACGCGUUUAUGCUCUCGUACCCCGAGGGCGAGGCGGCGGUGAGUGCGGGGAUGAGCAAGCUCUCUGGAGCGCUGGCAGCGCUCCGCGACUCGGCUGAACUGCGGAGCGUCCUGCAGCGGGUCCUCGUCUUUGGCAAUGUGCUGAACGAGGGCACGGCUCGCGGGCGAGCACAAGGCUUCCGGUUCUCCAUCUGCGCCAAGCUGAGCUCGACCAAGGCCACGACCGACUCGUCGCGUUCGGUCGUCCACUUUCUCGUUGCUGCGCUGGAAGCGUCCGAGCCAAGCGCGCUGAGCGCACUCGACGACACCGUCGGCACUGCGCUUGCUGCUGCAGCCGGCAUGACGCUCGGCCACAUCCGCUCCGGACUCGGCAACCUCAAGGCCGCAACGCAGCAGGUGGCGGCCGAGGCCAAGGUCCGCGGCGAAGACUCGACCUUUGCACUUCGCUUUGCGCCGUUUCUCGAGGCGGUCAGCACCGCGCUCGCCGACCUUGAUACUGGCGUCGCAGCACUCGAGGCACAGUGGGAGGAAACUGCCAAGUUCUUUGGCGAGGAUCCGAGCAAAAUGGAGCUGCCCGAGUUUCUUGACGCUGCGCGAGUCUUUAUCGUCUCGCUCAAGUCUGCGGCGGCCGACAACGCAGCGGCGGCGGCCGAGGCCCAGAAGCGCGCGGCGCGCAAGGCCCGCCGGCGCAAGGUCCGCGACGCCAUGGCGAGCACCGAGGCGGCGGUCCCCGGGCGGCGCGCCGCAGCUCGGUCCAAGAACCGUCGCGGGUCAGUAGCAGUCUCGGGCGAUCGCGCAAUUCGCAAGGCACGCGAGCUCGACGAGUACCGUCGGGCCCGCAAGGAGCGGCUGGCGAGCAAGUGAACACCAUGGGGAGAAGCACUACGGGCUUGGCCUGGGCUUUUGGCCCGGGCUGGCACAUUUGCGACGGUUGCGGCGCUUGUCAGGGCUCGAAGAGUGCUGCAAAGGCGAGUUGUGGGAGUUGUGCGAUGGCGAUGGCGAU